This is a messenger RNA of Ilex paraguariensis (yerba mate), 381 nucleotides long. NCBI's taxonomy places the organism in Eukaryota, Viridiplantae, Streptophyta, Magnoliopsida, Aquifoliales, Aquifoliaceae. The record is from the annotation of a GenBank genome assembly.
AUGCCAGCCAUUGUAUCGCUAGAGCAUCCUGGCGCGUCGCCUUGCCUCGACUGCCUGCUAGCGCCACUACCUUUGGGCGUCACCCUACCUCUACUUCCUGAUCUCACCUCUGCCUACGAGGGCGUCGCCCAGACUAUCCUGGUGUCCUUGCCCAGGCCUCCCAAGUGUCGCUCAUACCUCGUCCAAGCCUCCUUGGUGUCGCAUAGACGCAUCCCUUGGCAUUGCCCAAGCCCCCUAGGCAUUGCUCCGACAACCACCCAGACCAACCCUGGCAUCAUUUGGGGUCUCCAUACUGCCCAAGCGUCCCCUAGCGUAGCCCAGCUUGCUCAUUUCGUUGGUGUCGCCUCAAUGCUCUUAGGGCAUCUUCCAUCGAUUCCCUAA